Aedes albopictus (Asian tiger mosquito) is the source of this 547-nucleotide messenger RNA. It is a transcript of the gene ATPsynG, whose product is annotated as ATP synthase subunit g, mitochondrial. Bases 119 to 418 code for a protein of 99 amino acids. Gene Ontology annotation, biological process: proton motive force-driven ATP synthesis. Gene Ontology annotation, molecular function: proton-transporting ATP synthase activity, rotational mechanism. NCBI's taxonomy places the organism in Eukaryota, Metazoa, Arthropoda, Insecta, Diptera, Culicidae. The transcript is spliced from 3 exons. The record is from RefSeq and is a predicted model, not a curated record.
UUCAGUUCAGUGCAUUUCGUGUGAGAUCUGUCAGUGGUGCGGGAACUUUACGUCAGAAACUUCGUGCUGGUUUUGGAGCUAGGAAAACGACAGACCAAAAACAUUCAACAAUCUUACGAUGGCUUCUCUCGCAGCAAAGGGUUCCUCGCUGGUGUCGACGCUGCUGACCAACGCUCGGCCCAAGUUCAACGUUUUCAUGAAGUACGCCAAGGUUGAACUGACGCCACCCACCCCCGCAGACAUCCCGGCCAUCCGCGACGGAAUCGCCCGCAUCGUCUCGGGAGCCCGCACCGGAGCCUGGAAGAACCUGACCGUGAAGGAAGCCUGGCUGAACACCCUGGUCACCGCCGAGGUUUGCUUCUGGUUCUACGUUGGCGAGUGCAUCGGCAAGCGCCACCUGGUCGGUUAUGAGGUCUAAGGUCUGAGCGAGCAGCCAUCGGAUAGUGCUAGGGAGGAAUGUUGUUCGGAUCAGUGAGAAUCAUCGAAGGGAUUUCGUGGAUCUUGUAAGCGAUUCGAGUCGAUAAAUAAUUACUAUUCUAAAAAUUAA